This is a messenger RNA of Linum tenue, 430 nucleotides long. The record is from the annotation of a GenBank genome assembly. Lineage: Eukaryota; Viridiplantae; Streptophyta; Magnoliopsida; Malpighiales; Linaceae.
AUUUAUAUCAUGUUGAUCGGGUGAAAAAGAUGGGAGUCUUCUGACUAUAGAUAAAGUGUUUUUUUAGUCACAUAAAAGCAAUGGUGAAAUAAAGGAACCAACAACAAAAGAGAGACAUGUUGGACUUUUUGUAACACGUGAAGCUAAUCUAGAGUUGGAGCCGAUGGAAUUGGUAGAGAAGUACUAUGGAAAACAAAGACAUGAACAUAUAAUUGGAUUUGGAGGCAGAUUGAGGCCGAAAGACUUGAAUGGUUCAGAUGCAUUAAGAAGGAUAGAAUUGGCAAGCAAACUAAGGGAAUCUAAUGGAGAGAAGGCAGACAUGGCAGCUGUAAUAGCAGAGCAAGUCAAUGUUAUUUCAGAGAUGAGAGACAUGAUGGAAAGGAUGAACCAGAGGUCUAGUGGUACAUCAGCAACUCAAAAUGGCCAAUCU